Messenger RNA from Aspergillus aculeatus ATCC 16872, 1352 nucleotides. RefSeq lists its product as uncharacterized. NCBI's taxonomy places the organism in Eukaryota, Fungi, Ascomycota, Eurotiomycetes, Eurotiales, Aspergillaceae. The transcript has 6 exons. Bases 203 to 1216 code for a protein of 337 amino acids. The record is from RefSeq and is a predicted model, not a curated record.
CGACUGCCUCGAAAUGAUAUCAACUUGCAAGAAGCAGGUUUCGAUCUAAGCGAGCUCACCACACCACAAUGAGAAGUCGUUCAUACCAUGCCUGCCCAUACUUUAAAUGUCCAGCAGACCCCUGACACGCCUGGGGUCUACUGUACUACUUCGCGUCCUGUUGCUUGACUGUCGCUUCAUCCUCCAUAUCUGACUCCACAUCAUGAAAAGUGCACUCGCGCAGGGAGAGAAAGGAUACGACCAUGAUAACCUGCGGCAUGUGGUGAUCACAGCCAGUUGUUUCGCGCUGGUAAUCUCAACUCUGGCUGUGGCUUUGCGUCUGUGGUGUCGGCGUAUCACUCGCACCAAGGUCUUCUUGGAUGACUACCUCAUGAUUGUUGCCUUGGUCUUCGAAUAUGGUAUUACGGUCGCAGGGGUCGUUCUUCUGUACAACGGUUUGGGAACCCACAUCAUCUACGUAUCUCCCGAGCAGCUUGUGGUCUACAUGAAGACCUUAUCGACCGGCACAUUCCUGUACACCUUGUGCAUCACCUUCGUGAAACUCUCCAUCCUCGCGCUCUACAAACGAAUCUUCUCCAUUCGUCCGAUGAUGCAGGCGUCGAAUGUGGUUGCAUGCAUCGUGAUUCUCUGGUGUUUUGGGGUUUGCCUCAUUGGAGCAGUGACCUGCAUGCCUUUCAAGAAGCUGUGGGAGCCCAAUCUCCCGGGAGGCUGCAUCAACUUGGCCCAAUUCUACUACGGUCUUCAGAUCCCCAACAUCCUAACUGACGCAAUCAUUCUCGUGUUGCCGAUGAAAGCCGUCUGGAAUCUACAAGUCCCUCGAUCACAGAAAGUCAUGCUGUCGGGCAUUUUCCUGAUUGGUACCACAACCCUUGCCUUCGACAUCGUGCGGCUCGUCGUGAUGAUCCAACUUUCGGAAGCAGGAGGCGAUAUCACCUAUGACCAAGUCACUGCAAGUGUCUGGACGUGUAUCGAGCCCAUGAUGGGGAUCACCGCCGCCUGCCUCUCCAACAUGCGGCCCCUCUUCACCAUGCUGCCUCGCCCCGAGUGGAGCAAGAAUCUGUCCUGGCGCAAGAAUGCCUUCUCCUUGCCCUCCUCUGACCGGUCAAAGACGAAGAGUAUGGAGCAAAAGCCGAACAUCCACUCCACCACGGUGAUCCGCAUCGACAGCUCCCGCUUGACCAACUCGAGCACUGCCAGCGAACGGGAGGAGGUUUGAUGUUGCCCGGUUUUCAGCCAUGAAGUGUCAUGGUAAUCUUUGUUGCACAUCGAGAUAACUCUUCUAAGCACGUCUCAUAUUCUCUUGGACAGUUUCGUAGCUAAUUUCGGGGACAAAUCAUAAUUUUCCUAAUUAG